AUGGCUGAUGUUGCAACUCCCGCCGACAAGAAGGCUCCACCAAAAUUCAAGCAGAGGGCCAUGCGCACCUUCAAGAGCAAGGCGCCCAAACCAGGCCAGAAGGGGUGAGACAGUCACACACUGACAGUCACAACAAGCCCACAGUCACACCUUGUUUUCUCUGUUUGGUGCUCAUCAGAUUUUUUUGUUCCCUACUUUCAGUAUGGGCGACGACAUCCCCGGCAUGGAGGGUCUCGGCACAGACAUCACAGUGAUCUGCCCAUGGGAAGCUUUCGGGGACAUGGAACUCAGCGAUCUGGCGAAAUAUGGAAUAGUUUAA
Messenger RNA from Xyrichtys novacula (pearly razorfish), 319 nucleotides. The record is from the annotation of a GenBank genome assembly. NCBI's taxonomy places the organism in Eukaryota, Metazoa, Chordata, Actinopteri, Labriformes, Labridae.